GGGGUGGUCCCGGGGCUCUCCGCGCGCGCUUCCGGCCCGCGCGCCCCGGUCCCCGGCGGAGAUGGCGUGCGCCGCCGCGCGGUCCCCGGCCGAGCAGGACAGGUUCAUCUGCAUCUACCCCGCGUACCUGAACAACAAGAAGACCAUCGCCGAGGGCCGGCGCAUCCCCAUCAGCAAGGCUGUUGAAAAUCCUACAGCUACUGAGAUUCAAGAUGUGUGCUCAGCAGUUGGACUUAAUGUAUUCCUUGAGAAAAAUAAAAUGUACUCUAGAGAGUGGAAUCGUGAUGUUCAGUACAGGGGCAGAGUCCGGGUCCAACUCAAGCAGGAAGACGGCAGCCUCUGUCUCGUACAGUUCCCAUCACGUAAGUCAGUAAUGUUGUAUGCAGCAGAAAUGAUACCUAAACUAAAAACAAGGACACAAAAAACAGGAGGUGGGGACCAAAGUCUUCAGCAAGGAGAGGGAAGUAAAAAAGGAAAAGGAAAGAAGAAGAAGUGACCGCGUAUGGGAACCACAUCUGGUACUACUGAGAGAGACCAUGAACGAAGGCUUCUAAUUUAAGAGAAACAGCUUUUUAUUUGCAUCAUUUAACCGAACUAUGGACAUCUCUGCCUCUCAGCUUCAGCAUCAGAGUUGACAGUGAAGUAAAUUUGCAUCAGAACUUUGCAUCUAGCUCUUACGCAGUAUAAAAGAAAAUUUUGUUUGCUUUUCAACGCAGUUUUUGUGGAAGAGAGAAGCAUACUUUUAAAUGGACAGUGAACUCUACCAUAAGUUACUUGAAAUCCUGUAUCUGUCCUGUGUGUAAACAUGUUUUAGAUAAAUGAGUUUAAAGAUUCGAAAUACACAUUUUCUUCAACGUCUAGUUAAUGAAAUAAAAUUUGAAACUGA
Molecule: messenger RNA, 886 nt
Organism: Canis lupus familiaris (dog)
Lineage: Eukaryota; Metazoa; Chordata; Mammalia; Carnivora; Canidae
Gene: SRP19
Product: signal recognition particle 19
Exons: 5
Coding region: 62-496 (144 amino acids)
Biological process (GO): SRP-dependent cotranslational protein targeting to membrane, signal sequence recognition; SRP-dependent cotranslational protein targeting to membrane
Cellular component (GO): signal recognition particle, endoplasmic reticulum targeting
Molecular function (GO): 7S RNA binding
Source: RefSeq, marked validated